AUGCAGCAGCGGGGGCUACUACCCCUGCUGCUGCUUCUGCUGGUCUUACCACCAUGUCCUGGUGCAGCGGUCGACUUAAGUUUCCGCUGGAUCUGCCGCAAAAACGCGUACCUACCUCAAGCUUUCACAGACCAGGGACUUGCAUCAUCCCAGUUUUUAGUUCUCCGGCAGCCGUGGAGAGGCCUCGUUGAUGCAGCUCGAGGGCGCCUGCCUUCUUCCCAAGCGCUGCACCCGAAGCACAAACAAAGUGAGACUACGCUAAAGCGGAAUUCCGAAAGUAAUAACACGAAGGCAUCCUCCAAAAGAAUCCCUGAGAGCCCCAAGAAGGGUUGCGCGGCGGCAAAAGUAAGGGACUCUGUAAAGGAGGGAUCUGUGGGUGACCCUUAUGGGAGCCUCUGGAAUCUGGGAACCCCAUGGGCUCCGAGCGGAGGACAGGGGCCCGAAGAAAAGCCUGCACUUGGCGUGCCUAUAGCUGCUGUGGUUUCCCAGAGCUCUAGCAGGAGCAGCGACACAAGCAAAUCGGAGCACAUACUGAGGACUGGGAACUACAGCUGCCUCCAGCCGUCUUUCUUGGGGUCAUUUCUUCUGCCUGCACAGCCGAGUGGGCAGCAUCUUAGUGAGGACGACUCAGACGCUAGCAGCUACAGCGGACUAGACCGUCACUCGCAGCAGCAGCAGCAGCAGCAGGGUGCGAUCCGUGAGUCCUUCGUUCCCUAUGACGCCGCUGAUACUGCUGCAGCGGGAAGCGGUGAGGAAGGGGAAGAAAACGCCUGUGCUGCAGGCGACGCAGCUCGAGCAACGCUGAGAGAUCGGCUGCUGCAGCAGCUGCUGCAGGGAGUGCUUCAGCAGCAGCGGCUCCCCGAGAUUGCCGUCGCCGGUCGCAGCAACGUAGGAAAGUCUUCACUUAUAAACGCCUUUUUCAAACUUUGUAGCAAGAGCAACAGCGGCAAGCUCCCGCAAGCCCGCUCUUCCCGCACCCCAGGCCGCACUCAGACUAUCGACUUCUACCUCUUCAGCGCUGCAGCCGCAUCUAGCUCGCAUCAGCGCAAGCAACAGCAUCAACGUAAGCAGCAGCAGCAGAGCAGACACAAAGAGCAACAGCUGCUGCAGCGAGGGGCCUUCGUUCUCGCAGACCUGCCGGGAUAUGGAUACACUGAGGGGAUCUCCCCGCAGAGGACGCGCCAGAUCUCACGCACUCUCGAGGUGUAUGUGCAGCGCAGACAGCAGCAGCAGCAGCAGCUGCAGCAGAUGCUGCUGCUGGUGGAUGGGAGGAGAGGCAUGGGGCCGCACGAUGCUGCCCUGAUGCGGUUGCUUCUGCAGCAUCAAAUUCGCACAACAGUUGUCGUGACAAAAGAAGACAGGCUCGGCGCCCCGGAGAUUGUGGAGUUGGUGGAAAAUCUGUCAGAUUUUAAGCAGCUCAUGCUACCUUCUUACCUGGUGCAAUUGAGGCUGAAGCUGCUGCUAGAACAGCAAAAAAGCACCAGAAACAUGAGCGAUAGUGAAGACACCAAGGACUGCGGCAGUGACUGUGGCAGCAAGGGCGUCUAUGGCCUUUUCACGCCGCAUACCUCAGCCCUAGGACAGCAAGCGCAGCAGCGAGAACAGCGGCAGCCGAGAAAUCAAGUUCCAGUCUUCGUCGUUUCUGCCCGCACGGGUUCAGGCAUUAAGCAGCUCUGGCAGCAUGUCAUGAAGACAGCAGCCAUGGGUCCUCUAAGGCCAAAGGCAGCGGCAACACCAGAAGCAGCAGCUGAGCCCGCGGGGGAGGACCCAGUCUCGGCAAACAGGAGCACACGUAAGUCGAGGAAAAUGGCGCUUCUCCUGGCAGGCCCAAGCGAAAUGCCAGACGACUGUUUCUAG
Eimeria tenella is the source of this 1857-nucleotide messenger RNA. RefSeq lists its product as hypothetical. Bases 1 to 1857 code for a protein of 618 amino acids. Gene Ontology annotation, molecular function: GTP binding. The record is from RefSeq and is a predicted model, not a curated record. NCBI's taxonomy places the organism in Eukaryota, Apicomplexa, Conoidasida, Eucoccidiorida, Eimeriidae. The transcript is spliced from 2 exons.